AUGGAAUGCGGUGACACUUCUCUCUAUCGUGAAUUAAAUAAAGCAUUACGAUCGGAAAAUCGAAAAGCACUAAAGAUAUGGUUUCCAUAUUUAAAAUUAUUUGAUACGGCUUCGGAUAAGUUACCAACUGUGAAACAGGUUGUAUGGAGAGAUGUACCACUUGAUAUUGGUAAGAGCCUCAGCAAAAAUCAAACUGUGACAUGGUGCAGUAUUAGUUCGUGUUCGUCAUCAGUCAGCGUUAUUGAAAGUUUCCUUGAAAAAGAAAAAAGUUCAACUCUUUUUCUCAUUGAAGCAAUUAAUGGAAAAAAUGUUGCUGGUUAUACUGCGUAUGAAAAUGAAGACGAAAUUAUUUUACGAAUAGGUACUGAAUUUCAUGUAAAAUAUAACACAUUAAACCAUCCAAAUGGUUCACAUGUCGUACACUUAGUUGAAAUUGAUGAAAAGAAUGACCAAACAUCAAAUGAGGAUACCUCGAUAUUGGCUUCUAUUGAUCGAGCUCUGAUUACUUCAUCAAACGCUCGUACACGACAAAGAAGUACUCUUCGUAUGGCUUAUACAUGUGUUGUUUGUGGAACCAUAUUUUGGGCAUUGUUUCAUUCUCAUGAAUUAUUUUUAACAAAUAUUAUACAAACUCUUCCUAAUUUUUUUCUUUGUUAUUUUGACCAAGGUGUUUAUCGUACUUUCCUUAGUUACUAUUUACUUAUCAAAGAACUUUUGGUACUUGUAUUACUUACAGUAUGCGGAUUAUGGUCAAUAAAGAAUAUUCAGCGUAGUGCACGUCGUAUUGGAGGUACUACUGGUGCACCUCCAAACUCUGGAUAUGACAUUGAUCCCUCAAGAUUCAAUCUAAUUCUAUGUCGUUCACGUCUUGAUGCAAUCGUUUUAUUCAAUUGUUUAAGUGCAUUUUAUUUAAUUUUGGCUUCAAUCGAUCAAAUUUUGGUCACUUCACGCAAUGCUCGUACUCGCCAACGAAGUACUCAACGUUUGGUUUAUACAUGUAUUAUUGGUGGAACAUUAUUUUGGUCAUUAUUUCAUAUUCAUGCGUUAAUUUGUUCGACUCCUCAACAAAUUAGUCCUAAUACUUAUCUUUGUUAUUAUCAACCAGGUUUUCAUGUUGCUUUUGUAUGUUCCUAUGCUCUUAUCAAAGAACCUUCGUCACUUUUAUUAAUGGUAAUAUGCGGAUUAUGGGCAAAAAAGAAUAUCCGAAGUACCACACGUCGCGUUGGAGUUGCUGUUGAUGUGUCAGUAACUAAAACUGAUGGAGCAAGUACUGAAAAUUCUGCAGCUUCAAAAGAUCGACAAAUGGUUUUAAUGUUACUGGUAGAUAUUUAA
Messenger RNA from Rotaria sp. Silwood1, 1332 nucleotides. The record is from the annotation of a GenBank genome assembly. NCBI's taxonomy places the organism in Eukaryota, Metazoa, Rotifera, Eurotatoria, Philodinida, Philodinidae.